Messenger RNA from Durusdinium trenchii, 4725 nucleotides. NCBI's taxonomy places the organism in Eukaryota, Dinophyceae, Suessiales, Symbiodiniaceae. The record is from the annotation of a GenBank genome assembly.
AUGGAGGUCGGAACGCUGGUUGAGCAAACCUGGAGUGAACAUUCGGCCAGCCAGACUUUUCGGUUGCCGUGGGAGAGCGGUUUUUGGAAGGGUUUCUUCAAUCCAACCACUGAGCCUCAUUCGGCUCUUUUUGACUUUGAAGCUGCCAACUUGCCAGUGAUUGUUGGUGUUGAGAGUUCAGAAGAACGACCAGGAAAACGUGCACGAGUUCCACAGCAACACUCCUCUUGGCAUAGCAUAGUUAAAGCUGACGUUGAUACAACUUGGAUUGACAAGCGUGAGGCUGAUUUUCAGGUGGGUCUCAGGAGAUGGCAUGACGUGCUUAUGACUCUGCCAGGUGACAUUGAAAUUGUUCGCCAGUUGACAGCGCUGGAUCACGUCUCGAAUCAGCUCAGGAUGCUGCGUGACAUUUUCCACAAGAAGGCACCGUCUACAUUGUUGAAACGUGUGAAUUCUUUUCUACGCUAUGUUACCUUUUUGAAGGUGCAGACAAUUGCAUUUCCUGGGCAUGAAGGUGAUUUGUAUUACUUUCUGUCAAGCUUAAAGGAUGAGGGCCGGCCUACUUCUCGCUUGCAAGGUAUUAUGCAAUCGUUGACGUUCGUGCAACAUGUCAUGGGAGUCAGUGAGCUGGAGCCCCUCACAACAUCACGCAGGUGUCUUGGAGCGUCGGGAGCCAAAGCUGGGGGGCCGAAGAGGCAGGCUAGUCCCUUCACAGUCACAGAGUUGAAGGCGUUGCAUUCGAUUCUGGCCGACCAAACAUGUGACAUCUGGGACCGUAUGUUGGCCGGGAUGAUGUUGGCAACAGUCUACACCAGAAGUCGUUGGUCAGACCUUCAGCAGGCGGAGAGUGUGUUGCAUGAUCAUGACGAUUAUGGCGAACUUGCAUUUCUGGAAUUUCAUAUCAAUGAACACAAGUGCAAGUGGUCAAGCGCAUUCAGAAACUCUUUUCUGCCGGCCAUUUGCCCUGCUUACGGAAUUACAGAUCACAAUUGGGCAGCAGUUUGGGUUGAAGUGCGUGAGCAACUUGGGAUCUGUUUUGACGACAACUUCCCAACCAUGCCGGCUCCGAACGCAGACAACAGUCCGAGUCGACGGCCGUUGACGACAGAUGAGAUGAAGAGCUGGACCCGUAUGUUGUUGGCUCGGUGUGAGAUCGACCUGACCGACCGGAGGAUCACUUCCCACAGCUGCAAGUGCACAUUGUUGAGUUGGCUGUCCAAGCAUGGUGACCUUUGGGAGGAUAGGCAAGUGCUUGGUGGGCACGUGUCUUUUAUCAAGUCGACUAUCACUUACAGUCGUGAAGCCAUGGCCAGACCUUUGCGAGUCCUGGAGGAGCUGCUCAAUGAUGUGCGUGUUGGCCGUUUCCGCCCAGAUGAGACCAGGAGCGGAAGAUUCAGGGACGUGGUUCUGGAGGGUUGCACCAUGGACGAAUCCUUCGCGUCAACACCUUUCUCACUCGUUGGUGAAUGGGUCGAAGCCAGUGAGCCUUGUAACAAACCACGAGAAGUUGAGGUGACCAACCAGAGCCGAGAGUCUGCCGAAAUCAUUGAGGUCGACCCUGACAGCCCGAAGAGGGAAGAGGAGGACAAUGCAUCAUCAGAGGCGCCGGAUACAUCCACAAGCUCAGAUGAGAGUGCCGCUGUCCUCAGUGGGGCCAGGAGACCGCUGCGUGUUCCUACCGUGCCGGACUCUUUGAAGCUUGUGCAGCAUACGAAGCUUCGAACUUUGCAUUGCAUGGAGAAGGAACACCAGCUCAUCUUGUUGUGUGGUCGCAAAGCAGUGCCAGAAAGAUACGGCGUGGUAGAGGAGGUAACAGCAGGUGAUGUGACAGAGCCUGGCAAGACAUUGCCCUUCAUCGAGAAGCAGAGGAGGUUGAGAGCUCAGCAAACGCGCAUCACUGGAAUCAGUCAUAAACACGAGCAGCAGGCCUCUCAUGCUUUGAUUGAUGCAGCCUUCAACAUUCUUGAGACCGGUGCAGUUGUUUACCUGCCACCUUCGAAGUGUGGCUCGCGAGAUGCUGAAAUCCAGUCAGAAGCAAAGAACAAGCAGAAGCAGUUAUUGACUUUGGAGCAAGGAACUAUCAAGGCCACAGCCUCAGAUGCCCUGGUCUCUGUGGACAUUGGGACUGAGAUGAAAUUGAUGUACGCCCUUCAGCGCCGGGGACUUGCGUUUGACUUAGUCAAUCUUGUGUCUUGGCCAGUGCAUAUGGAAUGGGUCAACAAACUCUUUAGAGCACUCAUGUCUGAAGCAAUCCCAGGGUUUAAUAGCAUCACCUUGCAGCAGUUGCUUCGUGCCGAUCAGGAGCUAUUCCUAACUAUAGCAGCCGAAUUUGAUGGUUCGCUCAAGGGGGCAAACGUUGGUGAUCCGCCACCUCUCGAUGCAGUCAUUCAAAGGUUGAUGAAUGACCCUCGCAUCAAUAUUCAUUUAACCCCAACUGCUAGAGGUGAGAAACGUAGCAUUCAGCAAGAAGGUGACAAGGUGUCCAACCCGCCCCCGAAGAAGCAGAAGCAGCCCAAGCCGGGUGCCCAGCGUUCGCCUAGCCAGUGCACUGCGAUUGACAAGGACCCAGGCCGUUCAGAAAACUUUCCGGUGUACGUUUGUGACAUUACCAAUGAAGAACAGUUCUUGAAUUUGCGCACUUAUCUGGAAAAAGAGAGAAGUGCAAUCUUGCAUGCACACUUUGCUCCAAGCUGUGGUACUGCUUCGCGUGCAAGAGAACGGCCAAUUCCAGGUUUCAAAACCGCUCCAAAGCCUUUGAGGAGUGAUGCUCAUCCAGAUGGCCUACCCAACUUGACGGAGUCGGAGCAUCAAAGGGUGUCAGAGGCUAACAGAAGUUAUGCAGCGAUGUCGGAGCUUAUUUUUGCUUUGGUGGAAUUGGGAGUCAGCAUCAGCAUUGAAAACCCUCGCAACUCUUUGUUGUGGAAGACUUCCUUCUUAAAGCAUUUGUUGGGCAAGUUGCCAACCUACCAUGUUUGCACUUUUCACCAUUGCAUGCACGGGGGAAAGCGUGAUAAAGACACUGCUUGGUAUAGCUUCAACCCGCGUGAUCCGCAGAGGGAUUUGUUCGCGAGCUUGGCACUGAAGUGUAACAAACAACACCAACACGCGCCCUGGAAACCCUAUGUGGACGCCUCAGGGAAACGAAUUUUCCCAACAGCAGAUGAAGCCGCUUAUCCGCACUUGCUGUGUGAGCGCGUUGCAUACAUCUUGAGGACAGAGGCCACAAAGGCGGGCUUCAUUUUUCCCACUGACUUGCACCAACAGUUGGACCACACCAAUGUCAGUGCAAAACGCCAGCUGUUUACAACACAACCUAGAGGUCGUCGUCUCAGGCCGUUGGUCUCUGAGUUCUCGGGUUAUGUAACGGUGGUAACCUUGCCUGAUAGGUCCGAAUUUUUGGAGCAAACUCUUCGUACACUCCCCAAGGGAGCUCGCAUUUGUCAUCGGGUUCUCCAGCAGCGGGGGUGGAAUCGGGAUGACAUGGCACAGAAAUCACGCACUGUUGUCGUUGACGAGAGGUGUGGCACGGAUGGGCAAUGUGAAGUAGUGAACAUUGGCAUCCCAAGGGAACCCAGUGAGUUUAUACAAGAAGCCUUGAACAAGGGUCACCCUAGAGACAUCAUUGCAAACAUACGGGACGCCGAGCGGGACCUGCUUUUGAAUUUGGUGCAUCAACCUCGCUCUGUUCGUUUCCAAAAGCGUGCAGCCUUCAUGAAGAAAUGGCUUAAGAGAUCCUUGGAGCUGAAAGAAAGCGAGCAGAAGUUGCAUGAUUCCCUUGCGCCACACUUGGUCCCCAUCCUGAUGGGUAAACGGCUCUUGUUGUGGAAGGAGAUCUUGAUUGACCUUGCAUACUCUGACGUAGCCGUUAUCGAUGAUGUUGUAAAAGGGUUCGCAUUGACAGGUUGGGCGCCGCAAACUGGAGUGUUCCACAAGCAUGUUCGAAAGCCCAGUUUGACAACCCAGGAACUGCGGAAAAGAGCAGCCGGUUUGAAUGCGGCGGUCACGGGCUCGUUGGAAAACAGCACUGAAGGUCCGCAUGAUCAGUAUGCUUGGGACGAAACCAUGGAAGAGGUUCAGAAGGGGUGGCUCGGUGUUAGCGAUGGGUCGAGUGAAUGUGUCAUUGCCAAGCGUUUUCCUCUGGCGCAAGGAAGCAAAGUGCGAUUGAUCGAUGAUUUCUCGAUCUGUGGAGCCAAUUCUGCCUACGGUAUGACAGAGAAGCUUCGGGUUCAAAGCAUAGAUGAACUCACAGCUUACCUUGCCUACAUCCUUGACUCUACCGAAGGUGCUGCGUGCCCUGCUCUGGUAGGACGCACGUUUGAUCUUAAACAUGCUUACAAACAGUUUGGUGUGGAUGAGUGGCGCAGCAAGUUUUUGAACAUCGCAGUGCGGAAACCCGGAGGCUCGUACGGCCUGUUCAAAGUCUACGCACUGCCGUUCGGAGCUUCAGGAAGCGUCACCAGUUUCCUCAGAGUUGCUUGCAGCAUCGCAUACAUUGGCACAUAUGGUUUGGACAUCACCUGGACUAGUUUCUUUGAUGACUUUACUGUACUGUGCACACAGGAGGAGGCUGAUAACGUCGGAUGGUACGUUGAGUCAUUGUUUAAAUUGCUUGGAGUCGAAUACGCCGCCACAGGUGACAAAGCUCCACCCUUCCAAAGUGCUUUCAAGUCCUUGGGUUUGAUAAUAGAUGUCUCAACGGUCACUUCAGGAACCUUUUCGAUAUAG